This is a messenger RNA of Tetrahymena thermophila SB210, 2466 nucleotides long. Its product is annotated as type A von willebrand factor domain protein. The transcript has a single exon. Lineage: Eukaryota; Ciliophora; Oligohymenophorea; Hymenostomatida; Tetrahymenidae. The record is from RefSeq and is a predicted model, not a curated record.
AUGGAUUAAUUUUUUGUUCUUUAAGGUACUUCUGAGUAAGGCAAUUCUGAGGUGCUUGAGAUGCUGGGGUGCUCUUAUGAAUGUGAUAUUAUCAACUAAAUACUAAGGAUGAAGAUAACUUAAGAAUUUGACAACAAAGAAGAAAAAACAUUCAAAGAUGUCAAGUACUAAAUUCCUAUUAAAUAAGACACUUGCUUGGAAUCUUUUACUAUCAUCUAUAAUUAGGAUACUAUUACGGGCAUGGUUGUAGAAAAGGAAGAAGGAAAGUAGAUGUUUGAAUAAAUGACAAGUGAAGGAUAAACUGCACUCUAUGCCGAGAAAUCUGAUAAUGGAGAACUUAUUGAGAUAAAUGUCGGAAAUGUUGCUCCUAAUGAUAAGAUUAAAAUAACUGUCUAGUUCUCAUCUAUUAUCAAGCUUGUCUUCAGCCAAUAUUUCUAUUUGCAAAUACCUCUAAUGGAAAAAUAAAUGAUGGAAUCUUUUGAAUAUCUUAAGCUUAAACUCACUUGCACUGGCUCUCUCUAGAAGGUAGAGUGUAUUUCCCAUAACGUUUAGGCAAACAUAAAAGAUGGUAACGAGGCAAACCUCUUGAUGACAACAAAGCAUCUUAAAGGUUCAAAGUAAUUCUUUGAACUCAUUUAUAGCUUUGAAGGAAUGUACGAACCCUCUGUGAUUUUAGGAGAAGCUAUAAAAGAAUCAGAUGAAACUACUGCUCAAGAAUAAGAAGAAAAAAACAAAUCUGAAGAAAGUGAAAAGCAAGAGAUUCCUACAUCAGAUGAAAAAAAAAUGAAUGAGAAGUAGGAGGAUGAGAUGGAAAUAGAAAUAGAUGAUAUGAAUCAAAACUUGAGAUAGUCCUGCUUCAUAAGCUUUACACCUGAUUUUGGCUAAGAAAAUAAGGCAAUUAUAGACCAGCACAUUCAAGAGUAAAUUGAAAAAGGUAAAUAGGUUUUAACUGAUGAAUUUGUUGAACAGAUAGAAAAAACUGUGUUAAAUGCCGAAAAACACAGCAAGGCAUAAUUUUUCUUCUUAAUCGAUAGAAGUGGAUCGAUGUGCACUAUUUUCUAAAAGGCCCGUGAUACACUUAUUGAAUUCCUAUAAAGACUACCUGACGAUAGUUAUUUCAAUGUUAUUUCUUUUGGAUCUGGCUAUCAAUUCCUCUUUGAGGAAGCAAAAAAGAAAAAUAAAUAAUCAAUGAAAAGUGCUUUAGAAUAAAUUAGCAAAUUCUCAGCUGACAUGGGAGGAACAGAAAUUUAUCAGCCUUUAGAGAAAAUCUUUUAAUGUAAAAACGUGAACGAUCUGUAUUAAAUGCAAAUAUUUUUAUUAACUGAUGGAUAAGUUUCUUAACCAGACAUGGUUGUUCAAUUAAUCAGAAAUAAUUCGCAUAAAGCUAGAGUUCAUUGCAUAGGUUUAGGCAGCGGAGUAGACAAAUAAUUACUAAGGAGAUGCUCUGAGUCAGGCAGAGGAGCUAAUAGAUAAGUUGAUAAUGCCUCUGAAUUGAAAGAAGUUGUUAUCAAUGUGCUAGAAAAUUCUUUUACUCCUAGCUAUACUAAAUUCCAAGUUGAAUAUGAUAAAUCUAUUGUUGAGUCUAUAUAUCCUCAAUAAGACGAAUUUCCUUCUGUCUUGAAAAAUGAGCAAUUUUUCAUGCAUAUUUUCUUGAAAAAAGGAAUUAAUUUAAAUGAGCUUUAAACCAAACAGAAAAAAGUAAAGAUAAGCUACUAUAACUGCACAAAUAUGAAAUUUGAAAAGACAGAAAUUGAACUGAAUGGAUAAGAUUAGUUUUUGCAAGAUUAAAAUUUAAAAAAGACAAUAUUUUUGAUAGGAAAGCAACUCUACCUCAAUCGUUAAUGCUCUAACUUGAAGCAAAGCUAAGAACAAAAAAAGAAAAUAAUUGAAGAAAGCGUUAAAUACUAACUCGUAACUCCAUUAACAUCUUAUAUUUCCUCUUUGCAAGGAUUAACAGAUACAAGAGUUGUAGAAUAUGAAGAGUAUAAAGUAGAUUAUACAAAAAGUACUUACCGCUCAACAGGAUCAGCAGGUGGCAGACAUAGAAAGAAUAGGAAGAAAUAAGGAUCUGCAAGAAAAUCUGCUCCUGCAACAGGUGGUGUUAUGAAACCUAUUAGCAAAAAUAGACAAAAAAAGAAAAAAUUAAAUAAUCUAAAAAGUAUCUUGUUAAGUAAAUAUACCGAUAACAAGCUUUGGAAAUACGAUUAGUAAAUUAUCCUGUAAUUUAUUGAUUCCAUGAGUAAAUUAUAAGAAUUAAUAGGAUACUUUUUUUCAGCAGGAUUAAGUAAAGACUUGCUUUGCUCAAUAAUUUUUUCUUUAUACCUAGAAAAUUAAAAAGGGUAUCGCUAAAAAGAAGCUCAUAAAGUACUAUCUCAAGUCAAGCCUUUGAUAGAACAAAGCAUUAAGAAGUCAUUUUUAUCCUAAGAAAAUGCCUUCAAAGCAGUUAAAAAAUACAUUAAAUUAUGA